Messenger RNA from Phragmites australis (common reed), 1801 nucleotides. RefSeq lists its product as uncharacterized. Bases 286 to 1545 code for a protein of 419 amino acids. The record is from RefSeq and is a predicted model, not a curated record. Gene Ontology annotation, cellular component: cytoplasm; CAAX-protein geranylgeranyltransferase complex; protein farnesyltransferase complex. NCBI's taxonomy places the organism in Eukaryota, Viridiplantae, Streptophyta, Magnoliopsida, Poales, Poaceae. The transcript has 12 exons. Gene Ontology annotation, biological process: protein farnesylation; protein geranylgeranylation. Gene Ontology annotation, molecular function: CAAX-protein geranylgeranyltransferase activity; protein farnesyltransferase activity.
GACAGGCGACGCCUUUCUCCAGAUCCCGUCGCCCGUCUGCCUCCCCUGCAGGCUGCACUGCACCUUGGCUUCCCUCCGGCCUCGGCGCCUGGCGGCUCCACCCCGACGCCGGACCGUGACGGCACGAACUGAAGGCAAGUCGAUUAUCCGGCUACAGAAAAAUAACGUCGCUCCAAGUGUUCGAUAGCAGAUUGCAGCGAGGUUCAAUAGCAGAUUUCCAGGCCGCUGGUUGCAGCGAGGUUCAGACCUUUGUGGGAUUUGUUUGCAGGGGAAGUGAGAAACUCGAUGGAGCAACACGAAGAAGAUGAAUCGAUAGUUACAUCGGAGCAAGCGGGGCUGCUCGGCAAAAAUCUCCUGCACCACUUUGAGCGAAUCCUCCACGACGACCCCCUCAUUGAUGAGGUGGGAUUCUUGCAUCCGACGCAGUUCUGCUCACUAGACGUCACCCAAAAUGGCAAUUCGGCGUUCCAAGCUCCAGAAUUCCAUCAGAGAUACUUCUGGUGCAGAGACCACAAGCUUGCCAUCUCCUCAGAGAUCCUACCCAAGCUCUACCGUGCUGCGCACGAUGCGUACACCAGUGCAAGAACAGCCCACGACGCUCCACUGUCAACGACCAAUCUCAUGAGGCACAGCAAGGCACUACUCAUACUUUGCCCUGACUUGCUUACCGCAUGGAACUCCAGGAAGAUGGUGCUAUCACUGAAUUAUGAUUUCACAAUGCUCAAGGACGAGCUACAAUUGUGUGUCUUGAUCCUUUCAUACUCGCCAAAGAAUGAAAGCACAUGGAGCCAUAGGAGAUGGGUGUUAAAAAAGGUUGCAGAACAACAUCAGGAUAUGUCGGAGCUUAUAGAGAAGGAAUCUGUACUGGUGAAAGAGAUAGCAGAGAAGUCGAAAAUGAACUACCGUGCAUGGAGGCAUCGAUGCUGGCUUAUUCCUCACAUGAAAAGAAAACAGGUGCUGGAUGAGCUGAAGAAGUCAACAAGAUGGAGUGAGCUGCAUGUCGCUGACAACUGCUGCUUUCACUACCGCAGGUCCCUGCUGCUUGCGCUACGAGACAGUCACCCAGAGAAUGGAGAGGAUUCCCUUAGUUGGGAGUCAGAAACUCACCUACAGUGGAAGGAGGAGCUGAGGUGGGAUGAGAUGUUGAUCAGACUCUACCAAGGGAGAGAGUCAUUGUGGACCCACCGUCGGUUCCUCUCACGAUGGUGGAUAGAGCAGUUGAUCACCGUUGAGGAAACCUGCCCCCCAUCGACAUCCCUUGUGGAUGUGUUCGUCGCCCAGGAGAUACACCUGCUGUCAGAGUGCCUGAACGCCCCUGCGGAUGAGUUUGAGGAUUCAUGUGCCCAAGCGGAGCUUGCAGCACUCUACAUUCUGUGGAUAUCAAAGCAAGCCCCGGCUGUAAAAGGGAAGUUGGAAGAGAGGCUGAGUUCCAUUUCCAUGGGGAGGCUGGAGGACGUGCUGGAGAGAACCUGCAGGCCGGAGAAAAGGAGGCUGUGGACGAAUCUGCUCGGCCUGGUUGUUGCUGUUGCUGAUCAAUCUCAGUGACGACACGACAAGACGAAAUGCUGAGUUUGUGACAGAAUGUAGGCUUCGAUUCAAUUCGACUACAGGGUUUUGUUCCAUGUGACCACGAAACACAUGACGUGGAAGGUGUUUUGUUCAGGUCCUACGAUCCUCUGUGAUUGCAAACCAAACUAAGGGUUGGGUUCCAGUGCCCCAGUUAAAAUCAAACAAAUCUUGCCCUGAAAGGCGAUCAAUAUCAUCGCCUAACCAGCAGGCGAGGAAAGGACACUUGGGCUUC